AUAAUUUUCAAAACUGACAUCUAACCUCACCUAACUGAUUUUAUAUUUGCGUACUGCGCUUUUGUUGUUUCCCUGCAUUUGUUAAAGCAUUUUAGUAACUGGUGUUUACCGGGAGAGUUCCCAAUAUGGAUAGAAAAACGGAAGUUCAGCUUUCCAAUCCACCAUCGGACGUUAUAUCUGCUGUGAAGUUUGGUCCUAAUUCGAGUCAAUUUUUGAUUGCAUCUUCAUGGGACUGCAGCGUUCGCCUCUAUGAUGUUGUAAACAAUUCAAUGCGCCAGAAGUAUAUGCAGGAUGCACCGAUUUUGGAUGUCGCAUUCCAGGAUGCUGUCCACACUGUCAGUGGCGGAAUGGACAAUCAGUUGAAGUUGCACGAUCUCAACACAAACGCCGAGAACACAAUAGGAUCUCACGACGAACCUGUGAGCUGCAUUGAGUACGCCUCAAAGGUAAAUGGCAUUAUUUCGGGUAGCUGGGACAAGACUGUUAGAUUAUGGGACGCUCGCGACAGACAAUGCGUUGGCUCGUACGAACAGACCAACGGUAAAGUCUACUCCAUGAGCGUAAACGAAGAGAAGUUGGUGGUUGCGACGUCAGAUCGGAAAGUCCUAAUUUGGGAUCUAAGGAAUAUGGCACAGUAUAUGAUGCGUCGGGAAAGCUCCCUCAAGUACCAGACACGCGCCAUCCGAAUCUUUCCGAACAAGGAAGGCUACGUAAUGAGCUCAAUCGAGGGACGUGUCGCUGUGGAAUAUUUCGAUCAAGAUCCCGAGGUUCAGAAGAAGAAAUUCGCAUUCAAAUGCCACAGGAAGAAAGAGAACAACAUGGAAUACAUUUACCCAGUGAAUGCGAUCAGCUUUCAUAAUAUAUACAAUACUUUCGCGACUGGAGGCUCCGACGGUUACGUGAAUAUUUGGGAUGGGUUCAAUAAGAAACGUCUAUGCCAAUUCCACCACUACGACACGUCGAUUGCGUCGCUUUCCUUCAGCAGCGAUGGAAGUACACUCGCCAUCGCCUGCUCAUACCUAGAUGAGUUUGAAAAACCUCCGCCGACACCCCACGAUCCAACUAUUUAUGUUAGAUACGUAAACGAACAAGAGACAAAGCCUAAAUAAAAAUGAGUCGCGAAUUUAACAUGUUAUUUUAGCUUAACGUAUUAUCCGAAAUAUAGACUUAAAUUUUAAAUGAAA
Messenger RNA from Hermetia illucens (black soldier fly), 1184 nucleotides. It is a transcript of the gene Bub3, whose product is annotated as mitotic checkpoint protein BUB3. Gene Ontology annotation, biological process: mitotic spindle assembly checkpoint signaling. Bases 126 to 1109 code for a protein of 327 amino acids. Lineage: Eukaryota; Metazoa; Arthropoda; Insecta; Diptera; Stratiomyidae. The record is from RefSeq and is a predicted model, not a curated record. Gene Ontology annotation, molecular function: ubiquitin binding. The transcript is spliced from 2 exons. Gene Ontology annotation, cellular component: mitotic checkpoint complex; kinetochore; bub1-bub3 complex.